Messenger RNA from Cryptomeria japonica (Japanese cedar), 1608 nucleotides. Its product is annotated as amino acid transporter AVT1I-like. The record is from RefSeq and is a predicted model, not a curated record. The coding region runs from base 1 to 1608 and encodes 535 amino acids. NCBI's taxonomy places the organism in Eukaryota, Viridiplantae, Streptophyta, Pinopsida, Cupressales, Cupressaceae. The transcript is spliced from 3 exons. Gene Ontology annotation, cellular component: plasma membrane.
AUGACGGAUCAGGAUGGCCAUCUGGAAGAUGGGUCAGAUGAUGAUGAAUCUGAUUAUCUUAAUCGAAAAGUAGAGACAGAUUACAAUGGUGAUCUUGGAUCCCUAUCCUCUUUGCCUAUACCAUUGUCAGGAUGGCCACAGACGUUUGCAAGAUCAAUGGACAUCUAUGCAAGCUCACCAUCCUUGCAUGGGAUGGGGCUUUUGGGAAGCUAUGGUUUAGAUCAGGACAGUUUGCUCUCUUCUUCAAUUCGCCAAAACCAGCAGGUGGCUGAGGCUACUUCUGCAUUGGACGAUUCAAAUGUGUAUUUGGAGGAGCCUCUUUUGAGUCAAAGCCGGACAGAUUUAGAGGAAUGUCGUGAGAAAGUGUAUUGGGAGAAUGGUGCUUCUCUGACUAUUCAGGAUUCAGGGUAUGGAAACUCUGAGGGCAGUUCUUUCAUCCGAGCUUCUAUCAAUGGCAUGAAUGUUCUUGCAGGUGUUGGGAUUCUGUCAACACCAUAUGCACUCUUCAAUGGAGGCUGGAUGGGAAUCAGCAUUCUUUUUCUUUUUGCAUUGAUUUGUUGCUACACUGGUGUUCUUCUUAAGCGUUGCAUGGAUGUGAAUACACAAAUUCGCAGCUAUCCAGACAUAGCACACACAGCUUUUGGGCAGACUGGAAGAAUCGUUGUAUCCAUACUGCUGUAUUUGGAACUCUAUUCUUUUGCUGUGGAAUUUCUGAUACUAGAAGGAGAUAAUUUGGCCCAACUGUUCCCCAAAAUGGCUAUGAGUAUAGCAGGAAAAAGCUUAGAUGCACAUCAGUCAUUUGUUCUCCUUGCAGCUCUGAUUAUUUUACCUACAGUAUGGUUACGCAAUCUGAGUCUGCUAUCAUAUAUCUCAGCAGGUGGUGUUGUUGCAUCUGUUGUUGUGGUUCUAGCAGUAGCUUGGGUUGGCAUGUUUGAUGGGGUUGGAUUUCACCAUCAUGGCAAUUUGUGGAAUUUGAAUGGAUUGCCUACUGUUAUUGGUUUAUAUGCAUUCUGUUAUUCAGGCCAUGCAGUUUUCCCCAACAUCUACUCCUCAAUGAAAGACCGCCAACAGUUUUCUUCAGUGAUGAUUUUGUGCUUUAUAGUCUGCACAUUUUUGUAUGGGAGCAUUGCAGUUUUGGGAUAUCUAAUGUUUGGAAAUGAGCUGUUAUCACAAGUAACAUUAAACCUCCCAAGAGAAAAACUGGCUUCAAAGGUUGCAAUCUGUACAACACUGAUUAAUCCAUUUACUAAAUAUGCAUUGAUACUUACUCCCUUGUCUACAGCCCUGGAAGAGUUAUUACCUUCAUCAAAGGCCUCAGCUAGAACACCACUUUUAUUAUGGAGCACAUGCAUCAGAACCUUACUACUGGCUAGUACAGUUGUUGUAGCAUUUGUAGUGCCAUUUUUUGGUUACCUAAUGGCAUUCAUUGGCUCUUCAUUCAGCUGUUUGGUUUCUUUUAUUCUUCCAUGCUUAUGCUACUUGAAAAUUUUUGGAGCAGCGGUUUCUAGAUCUGAGAUGAUAUUUAUUCAUAUAAUCUUGGUUGUGGGCAUCAUAACAGCGGUUGUAGGAACCUACUCCUCUGUGAAAAAUAUUGCAGACAAUAUAUAA